Molecule: messenger RNA, 2019 nt
Organism: Alternaria burnsii
Lineage: Eukaryota; Fungi; Ascomycota; Dothideomycetes; Pleosporales; Pleosporaceae
Exons: 1
Coding region: 1-2019 (672 amino acids)
Source: RefSeq, a predicted model, not a curated record
AUGCUGGAUUACCUUCGAAAUCUACGCGCGAGUUGCCGUCGACAGGCAAAGCUCGUAGCUCCUGCCCGACGAGCGACAAGUCGUCCGAACCACGAUACUAGUGUACUACCCAACAUCACGGAAACCUCGCAAGCAGUCGUACCCCGACCUCCCGAAUCACCUUUGCGCUCGAGACCUGAAGAACCGGGUUGCUUGCUUCCAAAUCUCAGCGCACAUGUGUACGAACCCAUUGAUUCGGAAAACGGGGAGAUUCGUUUAGUCGAGCUACUGCCUGGGUGCUACGACGAUGUAAUUCAGUUGAACCUCCACAUGAAGAACCUUAGCGACAAACCCAGUUACGAAGCCCUGUCAUAUGCGUGGGGCACCACGCCCAGCUCGAACCGAGCGAUCAUCAACGGCUGUCUAAUACCAGUGCGGGAAAGCCUUGAUCAGGGACUCAGACGCCUUCGACUCGGGGAUCAGCCUCGGACGCUAUGGAUAGAUGCGCUAUGCAUCAAUCAGAGUGAUGUGCGUGAGAGAUCGCAUCAGGUUCAGCAGAUGUGCAGGAUUUACAAGUCUGCGCAGCAGGUGGUGGUGUGGCUGGGCGAAUGGCCGGAUGUCGAUACUUGCCUAGACCCCGAGGAAUGCCAGAGAUUGUGGUUACGAAACCUGGAUGACUGGUCACUUCUGUCGACAAGGCGCGUGACCCCAUCGAAACAGAAGAGGAAGGCUAUUUCGAUGCAACUGACACCAGUUUCUGAGCAUCUCUGUCAGCAUGUUGUGGAGAUUAGUAAACUACCCUGGUUCCGGCGCCUUUGGAUCAUCCAAGAGUUCAUUUUGUCCUUCAUUCACCCAAAAGUAUUACUUGGGAAUUACGUCACAAGCUCUGCCAAUUUCUUUGCUGCCAUUACGAGAUGCCUGGAGAUCAUGUUGCGAAUCUCAGCCUCACCCGAAUCCGAGCGCAGACAAGUAAAGCAACUAUACACACAUCUGACCAUGCUUCAAGAUCUCGCUCAAUGCUUCCAUGCAUAUAGUGGAAUCAGUUUGUAUACGACCUUGAUGAUGACGCGAUACGCUAUGGCAACGGACCCGCGAGAUAGAAUUUACGGUCUGCUUGGGAUCAUCAAAUAUCGCGUGGCUGAGCCCAUAGUGCCGGAUUACUCGAAGGGUUGGCCACAAGUCCUCGCCGAAGCCACCAUAGUGAUGAUCGCAGAAGAUGGUCUUUUCCCUUACAUGAAUGGUGGUUUUGCUUUUCCUCUUGUCGAUGGCUCCCAAGAACGUUAUCGCACAUCUUCGUGGGUACUGGACCUCUCCCAAUUAACCCAUGAUAACGAUGAGUUCAGUCGCAUGAGCAAUCGCAUAAACAACGAAUCACACAGAUUGAUUUCAGAGGGGGUUGAGCGCAGACGAAAGUCACUACGUCUGUCGAACGAUUCCCGAACUCUUUAUAAACAUGGAUUGUAUAUUGGAACCAUCAUAGGAACUUACACUUUUACAGCAAACACUGGCAUCUUCGGCCUCUGGUCUGGGGUUACUGCCAUAGAUCCGGCGGCUGGACUGCACGACUUCUACCAUGAGGUCUUGCAGCCAAAAGGUAUCACACCAAAGUGUCUACUCGAGGCGCUUGAUGCGAAGUUGAUCUACCACGGCAGUCUUGCAGAAUUUACCUCCUCCCUAUCAGGCCACAGAGAUGAAUUCGUGCCUGUGUUCAGGGCUCAUGACUUGGAUCGACACAAGUUCGCAGUGUUUCUCACGGACAGAGGAGAUGUUGGACUCACAUGGCUUCAUAACACUGUCGACAUUCGAGCAGAUGAUAUACUCGUCGCGCUUUUUGAACGUCAGAUGCCUUUCGUCUUACGACCAAUCCCAGGACAUUUAGGUUUAAAAACCUAUCGAAUGGUCAAUGUGGCUUAUAUAACAGAACGCAGCCGUGAAUAUGUCCACUAUAUGGACGGUCAUAUGCAAAAGAAGUUCAACGAAGAUCCGCACGACUGGGUCUUUGAUGCAGCAGAGGGCUGUGCCGAGUAUGCUAUCGUUUAG